This is a messenger RNA of Cokeromyces recurvatus, 3265 nucleotides long. RefSeq lists its product as uncharacterized. NCBI's taxonomy places the organism in Eukaryota, Fungi, Mucoromycota, Mucoromycetes, Mucorales, Mucoraceae. Gene Ontology annotation, biological process: regulation of transcription by RNA polymerase II. The transcript has 8 exons. The record is from RefSeq and is a predicted model, not a curated record. Gene Ontology annotation, molecular function: protein binding. Gene Ontology annotation, cellular component: MOZ/MORF histone acetyltransferase complex. Bases 126 to 3179 code for a protein of 1017 amino acids.
UAUAUAUCUAUUUAUAUAUACACAAUUAUAUAUAUAUAUAUUUAUUCAUCUACUGCCACAUUUCGUCUUGAAUUCCUUAAGUUUAAUAAUUUAUUUAAAGAUUACACGUACUUAGCAGACCUUAAAUGUCUGCCGAAUUAUCUACAUUAAUGACCGAUCAAAAACCUACAGUAAGAAGAGGAAGACCUAGAAAGCAUCCUAUUACAGAAUUAAAGCCCCUUCAACCCGUCAACCAUUCACCUACACCAGAACAGCCUAGAGAGGAACGAUCCUACAAGGACUUUUAUCCUGAUUUAGAUAUUAAAGAGCCAUUAGCUCUUAUUAGUAGAGAACCAUCGACAGAACCUCCAUCCGAUGAUUUUAAACAGCUUAUGACUGUCAGUACAUUACCUAUACCUCGUUUUCAAAAAAUCAACGAUAAACAUGAUCAGCAAUGCCGACAUACUAAACAAGAUGAUGAUGAAGAUGGAUUAGAUCUUCAUUCUCAUUUCUUUCAUCGACCCAAGAAUCAUUAUAUACGUUACAUAGAGCCUUCAGAGAAAGAACUAUUUGAAAUGGUUGAAUAUGAUAUGGACGAACAAGAUGAAGCAUGGUUAAAGAUUUAUAAUAAGGAGCGUAAAAAGGAAAAUGUGGGGCAAAUCUCUUGUGAAUUAUUUGAAGCCAUUAUCGACAAAUUAGAAAAAGAAUGGUUCAAUUUGGUUAAAAAUUUACCAAAAAAGCCAACUGAAGAACCCCUUUUACCUGAGGAUUCAAAAUGUGCUGUUUGUGACGAUGGAGAAUGCGAAAACAGUAACGCCAUUGUAUUCUGUGAUGGCUGUAACCUGGCUGUCCAUCAAGAUUGCUAUGGUAUACCUUAUAUUCCUGAAGGUCAAUGGCUUUGUAGAAAAUGUAUGAUUUCUCCCGAAAACCCUGUAUCCUGCAUCUUUUGCCCCUUUGAGGGAGGUGCGUUCAAACAAACGACGACGAAUCAAUGGGCACAUUUACUCUGUGCCAUCUGGAUACCCGAAGUCACCCUCAGUAACUCUGUCUAUAUGGAGCCAAUUGAUAAUAUAGCCCUCAUACCCAAAAGUCGUUGGAAACUGACCUGUUAUAUUUGCCGUCGACGUCGCCAUCACAGUGCUUGCAUUCAAUGCGAUAAUAAGCAUUGUUUUGUCGCCUUUCAUGUGACCUGUGCACGAUGGGCAAGGCUCUGCAUGCGUAUGAAGUUGCUACAUCACCAUGACGAAGAUGAGAGCAAUGACGAUGGUAAUCAUGAUUCGAGUAGUGGAGUUGUCCUAAAGGCUUAUUGUGAUCGCCAUACGCCUCGUGAUUACAAGGAGCAAGUGGAUGUUGAACGUAUGGUAGCCAUGGCCCAAAAUUGGUUUGCAGAUCAGCAACACAAACGGAUCAUGCCACAAAAACGAUAUGUGGACGAAGAAGAUAAAGAGGAAAACACGAAUGAGUUUCAUGGAGAGGAACAAAUGUUAUUAUUAGCUACAAAGGCAGCAAGAGCUCAUCAGCAUCAGUAUACGGCUGGAGCAGCACCCAUUGCGCCUGAAUAUAUUAUUCACAAACUAGAAAAUUUACCCCAUGUUAAACAAGCUAGCCGACUUAAGAAAAAAGCUGAGCUAAUUGAAAGUAUUUGUCGAUAUUGGUCUUUAAAACGUGAGUCAAGAAGAGGAGCGCCACUUUUAAAGAGACUUCAUUUAGAACCAUGGACAGCAUCAGCAUCUCAAUUAAAACAGACAGAAGUAGAGAAAGCGCAUAAAGCAUCUUCUAUGAUGAGUUUACGUGCUGACCUCGAGAAGGUUAGAAUGCUUUCUGAACAAGUACAAAAGCGAGAACGACAAAAACUUGAACGUAUUCGUAAACAAAAGGCUUAUUUAGAAACCAUUCUCUAUCCUCUUGAGCAUAUUUUACAAGGGAUCCUUGAGCAACUUAUAGAAACAGAUAAACGUGAAUUUUUUCGAUACCCAGUGACGCCGGAUAUUGCACCUGAUUAUAAUGAAAUUAUUGAAAGUCCAAUGUCGUUUUCUAUAAUGCAAGAAAAAAUGGUCUCGCAUCAAUAUAUGACGAUAGAAGAAUUUGAGGCAGAUUUGCAAUUAAUUUGGAAAAACUGUAUGACAUAUAAUCAAACGGAUACAAUCUAUUACAAAGCUGCGCAAAAGUUGGAUAAGUUAACGAAUGAAUUGAUAACGCAGGCUCAAUAUGAUUACAAGGGAUUAAAGAUUGUGCCAGAGACAGGUAUCUUGGACAUUAAAAUAGAUCCAAAUAUUUUCACAUACGGUAAAGAAAAAAAAUCAACAACUGUUGAAAACAAGGACAACAGCCAGCUUGAUGUGUUGGAUAGUAUCAGCAGCAGUCUAAGUAGUGAAGAGGCAACCCUUAGUAAUAAUAAUAAUAGUAGUAGUAGAAAGAAGCGUGCCAUUUCAAUAGAAGAUGAUGAAGAAAGUCGAAAGAAGCGCCGUACAUCACCAAAAGAAAAGAAAAAGAAAGCGAUACGUAUUGUGACGCGAAGUAUGACAGAAAGAAAUAAGCGCGAAUUACGAUCAAGAACGAUUGAUAAGGAUCCGAUUCAUUCAUCAAUAAGUAAUGGAAUACAUUUAACAUCCUUAAAAAAAAAACGAAGGAGAGCAACAAUGUCAUCACCUUGUGCUGUACAAGAAGAGAAGCCAACAAUAAAGAAAGAAAAUGAUCUAGUACCUGAUAUCCAAAAAGACAGGCUUACAUCAUCAUCACCAUCAACAACAACAACAACAAUAACAAGAUCAAGAUCAUCCACUCCAAGAUCAUUAACGCCAAGAUCAUCAACUCCAGUUACUAAAAAAAAAGUUGAAUUCAAAGAUGGAGAAAUUGUCUGGGCUCGUGUUCGUGGAUUCCCUCCCCAUCCAGCAAUGAUUGUAGAUCCUUCUGUGACAAACAAAACAAUACCCGAAAAUGUCCUUUCAUUAAAACCACCGCAUCAAAUCUUGGUUCAAUUCUUUCUUGUUGGCGAUUCACAUACUUGGGGUUGGAUUGAUAAAUCAGAGAUUCAUGUUUUAGGUGAUUUAGAUACGGACAUUGACAUGUUAUUACAAACUAAAAAGUCAAAAAAAUCUUAUCGUAUUCGAGAAGUAAAAAAUGGAUAUCGUCAUGUUUGUUAUUCUUUACUUCAAAUUGAUCCACAAAUAGCUUUAACAAGCGUUUUUAAACAAAAAUAAUAUUACAUAAUAAUAAAGAAAAGAUAUCCAUGCUGCAUUGCAUACUAAUAAAAUAAUUUAAAUAAAGAAAACAGCAAGUAUUAUCA